Messenger RNA from Prunus dulcis (almond), 1054 nucleotides. Its product is annotated as pyridoxal phosphate homeostasis protein-like. Gene Ontology annotation, cellular component: intracellular anatomical structure. The transcript is spliced from 7 exons. The record is from RefSeq and is a predicted model, not a curated record. Lineage: Eukaryota; Viridiplantae; Streptophyta; Magnoliopsida; Rosales; Rosaceae. Gene Ontology annotation, molecular function: pyridoxal phosphate binding. Bases 49 to 861 code for a protein of 270 amino acids.
CACCACAAGGUGCAGGAAGAAGAAACCCAAUGGUUUUACGUUUAUCAUAUGAACCCCACAACUUCACACUUCACAGAAACCAGGACCAAGGCCCAGGAAGAGGAAACCCAAUACACAGCUUGCAUGGCUGCGCCAGCUGUCGAAAUCGCCGCCGUUUCGGCGCUCCGGUCGGUCAUGCUCCGAGUCCGGCACGCUGCGGAGCGGUCGGGUCGGAAUCCGGGUCAGGUGAGGGUAGUAGCGGUGUCGAAGACUAAGCCCGUUUCUCUCAUCCGCCAAGUAUACGACGCCGGCCACCGUCGUUUUGGCGAGAAUUACGUCCAGGAAAUCCUCGACAAAGCUCCUCAGCUUCCUGAAGACAUAGAAUGGCAUUUUGUUGGGCAUUUGCAGAGCAACAAAGCGAAAUUGCUUCUGGCUGGAGUCCCGAAUCUGGCCUUGGUUGAGGGGGUAGACAAUGAGAAGAUUGCAAACCAUCUUGAUCGAGCAGUGUCAAACCUUGGUAGAAAUCCUUUAAAGGUUUUGGUCCAAGUAAAUACCAGUGGAGAAGUAUCCAAAUCUGGUAUCGAUCCUUCUGGUUGUGUUGAACUUGCGAAACAUGUCAAAUUUCGGUGCCCAAAUCUAGAGUUUUCUGGCUUAAUGACAAUAGGGAUGCCAGACUAUACAUCAACUCCAGAAAACUUCAGGAUGCUAUCAAAGUGUAGAGCUCAGGUCUGCAAGGUGCUUGAUAUGGCAGAGGAGCACUGUGAGCUAUCAAUGGGCAUGUCUGGCGACUUUGAACAAGCGAUUGAAAUGGGCAGCACCAAUGUCAGAAUUGGAUCCACCAUAUUCGGGCCGAGGGAUUAUGCAAAGAAGCAACCAGACUAGAGUCUUCCAACCCCUGCCCUUUUUCUAUGUGUUUAUUGAUCCCGGCAAAGCUUGUAUCCCUCUUUUUCAGUUGUAUAGUGUAACAAUCAUCAACUGUCAUUCUGCUGCUCAUCAUAUGCAGCUCCUGACCUUUAUUGUAAUCAAAUCAUCUACCACAAAAUCUUUCAUAUAUUGAUAUAUUUGUUAUGAAGUC